CUAAUGCUAACCUGCAGUGAACUAAGUGCUUCUCUAUUCCCCAAUUGCUUGGAUCCAUGUUAAGAUGCGUUACUUGUUGUGUAUUGGCUCAGUUUCGAGUUUCGUUCCGGUUUGAUGCUUAAUUUUGUUCUAAUCUCUCGUUAAUUCAUUGCUACUUUGCACAACAUGAGGCUAGGCUAUCAAUGCAUCCAAAGACAAAUGGCAGGGGAAUUAGGUCCAUUAGAAAUUUUCAAGGGAGUUAAAAGUACCAUGAUACUCUCCUCGUUGUUAUUAGUUGUUCUCAUUAACCAGUGCCCUUUUUUAGUACACGGACCUGGGCAUGUUCAGUUUCAUUUGAAGCAAAUUUGACAACUGUUCCAUUUCCUUUUGGUACCAUAUCACGAUGCUGUUCGUUUGCCUGCAUGGGGUGUUCUUAAGCUAGAAAGUUCAUUGGGUUAGUGUUAAGGCCUUUUACUGUUUUACACGUUUCCUCAUGCUGCGUUUUUUUGGAGAAAAUUGCUGCCAGUACUUUACUCAGUUGAGCAAAGCCGCUUCUCCUGUAUAUGAGUGCUUGGUAUAAUGUUGGUAUCUCCCUUGUUUCAGUUUUGAGGGUAAUGUACCUCUCACUGGAAAUAGCCCUUUUUCCUUGCUUAUGACCUUUGUUUGCUUUACUUGUAGAACCUGUUGCUUCUUAGGACAUUCGUUGUACUUUAGGUCAUCAUUUUCGUUCUCUUGUGGCAGAGAUUCGAAAUUUCAUUUCAUAGCUGAUUGGUGGCGCCUUAAGUAUACUCAGUUCUGCAGAGUUUAUCAUACAAAUGUACCGUGAUUCUGUACAGAUUUGCAUGGCCAGACUUUUCAUUUGAUGACAGGUCUAUUGUGUGGGGGUAGAAGGUAUACCCAUGUGGCCCAGUGGUAAAGUAGAUAGUUGAAGUCAUGUUUAAGCCUCCAUUGUCCUCUUUAAAAUUAAAGCCAGAGUUUGCUGACACUAUGGACGAAUCACGAAAAAGAGAUGUUCCUACUGCAAAUGCUAAAAAUAUAAGUUCACCCCUUGAUGAAGAUUUUGGAAAUGAUUUUCUUUCAUCUUGGAAGCUACCAAAAUCAGGAAAAGACACAAUUGACUUCAGUGUUGACUCAGUUCCAAAGUCUAGCAAGAGAUUCAGCUUUGGCAACCUAGAUGACUUCGGACUUGAUGGAGCCUUUGACAAAUUACCAUCAUUUAAAAUGGGCAUGUCUGAUCUGGAUUUCUCUAGUCCUCUCAAGAAAAAAGCGAAGCACAGCAGUUCGAAUGGUGAUGAUCUUUCUGAUGGGAAAAAGGAAAGUGAAAAGGACAAUUUCUCCUUCUCCUUUGAUUUCAACGAGCUGGGAAAGUUUAGUCUUGAUGCAAAGCUAGGAAUUGAGGAAAAAAGUAUGAAUAAAUUUACUGGUAAAGUUGACCCUGUCUCCUCAGAGGGUAACAAGGAUGCACAAAGAGGUCUUUCGGCUAAGACCAGUGCUAUUCCUGAAGAUAACAAUAGUAAGGGCAAACCCCAAACACAGGAUGUUUGCACUUUAAGACCUUCUCAUCCGACAAAUCAUGAGAGUGUAAAGAAUGCCAGUCGACCGGCUUCAAAUAUUAAUGCUACUGAUUCAUCUGACAAGAUCCAAGAACAUACCAGUGUUAGUCCUGCAAUAAUGAAACAAACUAAAGUAGACUCAGCGCCCAAUGGCAAUCAUAGAGAGCUUCCUAAAGAGAUAUGCCCAACAAAAGCAGCUGUUAACAUACCUCGUCAGAAUUUCUCAGGCAGUGCUCUGUCUGGUGAAGAUCCAACACAACUGCUAGCAGAUCCUAUGAACAGUAAAGGUGCUACUAUAGCGGACAUUGGUAAAGUUCACAUGUCACUGGAGAGUAAUGACAAAGAGCAGUCGAUUGGUUCACAAUCCAAGGACACCAGCACCAUUGAUCCCAAUGUCUCAGGAAGCCUGUUGGGUCAUUUUGAUUCCCAGAAUGAGGUUAUGGAGGAAAGUGCCUCUCUUAAUGAAGGAAGCCAAGGUAACCGAAGUUUCAGCGGAGUUCAUAAGAAGCUUUUGAAGAAGACAUCAUAUGGGACAAAGGAUACUGAUGAAGGGAAGGAAACUGAUGAAGGGACUUCAGGUCAUAAGAGUCUCUCCUCUUCGAUGCAGAGAAAUGUUGAAUCUGCACUGGCGAAUGAGACAGGAAGUUUUUCUCUUGUAUCCAAGUCUACAAAUAUGAAAGCAAGCAGGGUCGACCUAACUUCAGAAACAGCCUUAAAUCAACUAUCUGGUGCAAGUAAAGUGAUACAAAAGAUGACAUUACAUCCUACAGAUUUGAAAAGGGAGCACAAGCAAGCUAAUGGAGGACCUGACAAAUGUAAAACUGCUCUGUCAAAAACAUACAGCAAGCCAGCAUCACAUGGGCUAUUGACCACCUCCAUUAACGCCAAAGGUGACAGAAAUGCUAAAUCAGGGCUUGAGCCUCCUAGCUCAGGGAACUCAUCUCUGCUGAAUGCUCGAAAUAGCACAGCACAUAGCACUGGUCAUAAAAUUGUUGCAAAUCAUGUGCUUCUAAAAAGUAGUAAUGCUCCUGAUUCAUUACAAGUUACUCAUUCCAAGGAUAUAAAAAUGUCAAGAAUUUCUCAUCUGACAGGGGCAAGAGUUGCAAAAUUAGGAAUCAGGAGUCCAAUGUCUGACAGGGUUCCUGAGAAGGAAUCAGUACAACUGAGUGGGACCAAGGGUUCCCCUUUAACAACAUCCCAAACCCUUAACUCUGUUCCUGAAGGAAAACCUGCAUUGCCUAGCCCAGCCAUAAUGCAAAAGAUUCCUGAGGGAUCAGUUCGAGAUCCAAAAACUCCUACAGUGCUCAAACGCAUCAUGAGGUCUCCAGCUGUAAGAAAAUCACCUCAGACUGUUCCAGAGUUGGGAAAUGAAAUGAUUCUGCGAAGUGGAACUCCAAAAGCUCAUGUGGAUAUUGCAAUCUCCUCACAUAUGCCCUCUGAGAUGGGAGACAUUUCAGAUCUAGAGUUGCCUAUGCUGUUAGAAAACGAUGGAAACUUAGAAAAAGCUGAGGCCUGUAGAAAAGAGCUCGAAGAUAUAUGCAUUUUAUUGAAAAGGAAACAUGCAGAAGCUAAAGAGCUAGCAGUUCGGGCUAUUGUUAACAACAAUAACAUGCUGAUGUUAAACCACCCAAUGUUUGAGGAGAAAAUUUACUCGAUUCAGAAAUUUGCGAACAACCUGAGAUCCAAGAAGUACUUAUUUGAAGAAGUUGGCAGCAUUAACACCCAUUGAUGCGGGACAGGUGUGGGGAAAGAAUUGCCUCGCCCUGUUGGAGCAUGGGAAUCUAAGUGCAACCGAACAGCUCAGGAUCAAGUGUAAAUGCAAUCCUGAACAUAACAAACUAUCUUCCUCGUGCAUUUUGUUAGACGGUUGGCUUCCGUGGACGUGUCCAUUCACACAGCAUAGCAAUUGUUGAGUGUCUAUAGGUCCUUAUAAUCUGAUAAUUCUGGUUGUGGGAUAUAACCUUGAGCUCAAUGACUAGGUGAGCACUAUGUCAAUCCCUGUCUCCAUCUAUGCUAGUUGGAGUGAGCGUGACAACACUCAAAUUAGAUUGAUGCUGGGGAGAAGUUGCAAGAACAAUGAGCGUACAACAAUUGUGGUGGAUGACUAGACUGCCCUUUCCAACCUAAGCCUGAUGUAUAGGGUUAAAAGCCAGUAAUUUUUGUUGCUUCUACCUUUAGGUAUGUUAGUGUUAAAAGCUGGUAAAAAUUUGUGGUCUUUUAGUUAGCUGCUAUGGUUAUCUAGUUGCAGCACACUCGGUUGCACUGACAUAUCAGAUGGCUAAGAACGUAAGACAUAGUGGGUUGGUAUUUCUUUCUCAUUGUUUACUUUUCGAGCAUAUGCACGCUAGAUCAAUGUUGUUAGUUAAGCUGUAGCUUGAGCAGCUGGGCCUCAUAUCCUCCCAUUGUGAAUAGGCAUGCCUCUACUAAGUUCUUCCUGUUCUCUAGGUUGAGUCUUUUUUUGGCUUAAAAUUCUUCUAAUCCAAUUAUUGCGCUUGGGCUGCACAUUUAUGAA
This is a messenger RNA of Panicum virgatum (switchgrass), 4044 nucleotides long. RefSeq lists its product as uncharacterized. The record is from RefSeq and is a predicted model, not a curated record. The transcript is spliced from 15 exons. The coding region runs from base 913 to 3261 and encodes 782 amino acids. Lineage: Eukaryota; Viridiplantae; Streptophyta; Magnoliopsida; Poales; Poaceae.